CUGAACUAGGAAGAGAUACUGUGAAUGGUAUCUGAACAACACCAUGCAGAUAUUUCUGGACCCGCUGUUAUGAUGCACAGAUCUCUAUUGCAAUGAGUCUCACUGACACCGCCAUUGCUUUCUGCACGCGAUCUGCCACCGUCCAGACCGAUCGCGUCUCACCAUCGCUCUUUGAAAGUAAACGCGUUCGCCCUCAGAUAUCGUCUGACUCGACAGUGUCUACUCUCGAAGACAGUCAACAGCCUCUUGUUGAAUUUCGACAGAUUCAUAGCGUUCUAUCACGCAAGAAGCAACGGCUGGACUGCGAUGCGUAUACUACUCAACACACCUCGUCCUCAACUUCGCUUCAUUCGCGUCAAGCAGAUCUUUGGGGCACCUCAAACGACGCAUCUUCGUCGCAAAGCAAAGACCAGAUAAUUAUCCACUCCCAACAGACCUUUCUGUGUACUUCUUCGAGGCAGAGAAAUGAGCGUUUAGCAGUCGCCUCUACGAAUUUUCAAGCUGCGCAGCGGCAUUUCCUCCACCGUGCGACUGUCGACAUCGUCGUGCACGCGAACCCGGCUCUCAAAGGAUCAGAUAAGGCCGAGAGCACGGAUGUUGAAGGUAUUGCUACAGCCUCGGGAAAGAGUACAGAGUCUACUAUUGAGGACAUUGCAGUUCCUUCAUUUAUAGGCGCGGAGUCUACUGCGGCUGUACCUCGAAAAUCAGAAAGCAGGGAUCACUCGUCGAACGCGUCCAAUACUGUCCCCAAAUUUGUUCCAGACUCGGUAGAGGUCACCACUGAUGCUCCAGGAGUCUUAAAGUGCAACAUAAUUACACUCUUAGAGAGUUCUCCGCCUUUUUCCGGAGCAGGUCGCGCAGUUUUAGAUCAGACGCGCAGGUCUGAAAAGACAGAGUCUGCAUCUACCGAAGCUGAUCUCCAGUCAUCCAUCAAUGUCGCGAACAGUCUCAAGUUUUGCACACCACCUCCUAAGUCUUCGGCUUUGAGAAACCGCAAAAUUCCUCGUCCUGGGUCGUUGAUCUCCCUCCCGGCUCCUCCCACAAGUGCCGAGACCCUUCUGCACGAGUACCCAAGUCAGUCGUCUACAUACUCUUCUCCGGAUAGGUUCCCAGAACGGUAUCCAGUGUUCAACGCGACUUUGACGCUGUAUGAUCUUCUAGGCCCGUUGUCGAGCAAGGAAGCUUACCAUGUGGGUUUUGUUGACAGAUCGUCGACCGCUGUCGCAGAAGAGCCUGAAAGCGAGGUAGACGACGACGGUGCUGAAGCUGGAGAGUUUGCUGCUACCUCUUUACGCGCCGACCAUGAACGAAGGAGAAGUGAAAAGGACGGGAAAAUCCAAAUCGCUCGUCGCGGAAAGCUCACUGAUGGUAUCCUGACAAACACGUUGGAAAAGCAGCUAAAGAUGGCAUUCAGAAAAUCAAACUACUACGCCCCGUGCGCGACAUGUGUCCGUACCAAGCGAAUGAUGAAAGACACAGAGCUCGCUCGCAUCUCGUCAGAUGAGAAUCUAGACGCGGAAUGGCCGCCUCAGCCUUGUGAGCGAGGCUAUUGGCGAAUCGACGUCUCGCCCUGGAACGCAGACGAGAAACUCCGCUUCUGGAACGGCGUCACGAAAGUGAUCAAGACCGGGCGUAUCGGAUGGGUGCGCAUGGUGGUUGACGAUAGUAACUGUCGCUCAGAUGGGGACGUUGUGCGGUUUUAUUGCUUUGGGAAGGUGGUUGUGCAUAUCUGGGUGUUGUUGCUGAUUAUGAGCGAUAGAAGGCUGACGAGGACUGAUGUCUCAUGGGUUGAUAGUAUGGGGAGGACGGUGAUUAAGAUGAAGCGCAUUUGAUAUUGGGCGUGGGCGUUUAACGGGACUGAUGAUGAGUUUACGAGGCUUAUGUUGAUCCACGA
Messenger RNA from Myxozyma melibiosi, 1894 nucleotides. RefSeq lists its product as uncharacterized. Lineage: Eukaryota; Fungi; Ascomycota; Lipomycetes; Lipomycetales; Lipomycetaceae. The record is from RefSeq and is a predicted model, not a curated record. The transcript has a single exon. The coding region runs from base 93 to 1832 and encodes 579 amino acids.